Rotaria sordida is the source of this 1497-nucleotide messenger RNA. The record is from the annotation of a GenBank genome assembly. NCBI's taxonomy places the organism in Eukaryota, Metazoa, Rotifera, Eurotatoria, Philodinida, Philodinidae.
AUGGCAAAUAACAACAACAACAACAAUAACAAUAUACAUGGCUAUGUUGCUCCAGGUUGGAAUAGUGUUCGCUCUGUUUUCGAACAAAACUUAGCUGAAGGACUUGAUAUUGGUGCAAGCUUAUGUAUUUAUCAUCGAGGACAAUGUGUUGUCGACUUGUAUGGUGGCUGGAAAGAUAUACAACGAAAAAAAGAGCCAUAUACAUCGGAUACAUUGCAAUUAGUUUUCUCAGUAUCAAAAGGCAUAAUGGCUGCAGCUAUAGCAUUAUGUGUAGAAAAAGGUUGGCUUGACUAUGAUAUACCUGUUGCACAAUAUUGGCCAGAAUUUGCUGCGAAUGGUAAACAGAAUAUCACAGUAAGUGAUGUAUUAUCACAUCGAGCUGGUUUACCAUAUGUUGAUGAACAAUUAACACUCGACGAUGUAUGUAAUUGGUCUCGAAUGACUUCUCUAUUAGCAGCACAAAAGCCACAUUGGGAACCUGGAACAAUUCAUGGAUACCAUGCAGUUACAAGUGGUUUUCUUGGUGGUGAACUAAUUCGUCGUGUUGAUCCUCACCAUCGUCCAUUUGGUCAAUUUGUUCGUGAUGAAAUAGAUAAUGAAUUUUAUCUAGGUGUACCUAAUGAUGAGAUUGAAGCACGUGUUGCUCUUCUUAUUAAAAAGAUCAAUACCAAUUCAACUAUUCUUCCACCAAUGAAUUCAUUCACUGAAAAAACAUUAACAUGCAAUGGAGCUUUUCCUAUUGAAUCACAGAAUAUGAGUGACUCUGUUUUCAACAAACCUCAACUUCAUCGAGCUGAAAUUCCUGCUGCUAACGGUAUUACAAAUGCUCGUUCUUUGGCACGAAUAUAUGCUCGUCUCAUUGGUGAUAUCAAUGAAAACGGUCAAAAGAAACAACGUCUUAUCAGUGAAAAGACAUUAACACGAGCUACAACAAAUGUUACACCAGUGGGUGAACCUGAUCGAAUUUUGUUUGGCAUAAAAUCAAUAUUUGCAAUGGGUGGUUUUCACAUUUAUAGUGAUUAUUUCAAGGCAAUGGGUACUGGUGUAUUCGGUCAUAAAGGUCUGGGCGGUAGCUGUGCAUUCGGUUAUCCUCCACAAAAAUUGACUUUUGCUCAUGUUUGCAAUCAUCUUGAUUUCAGUACGCCAACGCUUGAUCCACGUACUAUUCGUCUACUUCUAGCAAUUGAAAAUAUUCUGAAUCAUAAAAAUAAUUCAAAAAACAAUAACGCUCAUAUACCGAAUGCCGGAACUAGUGUUCAAUCACUUCAACUUCAACUUCUAGGAAUUGCUGGAGUGUUGUUAGUUGUCCUGGUCAUUGUUCUUCCACUUACAUUUGUUCUUACUGGCAUCAAAGGAAACACAACACUAAGUUAUUCCACUACAAUAGCAACCACGCUGACAACUAUCACAACGUCAACAACGACACUCUCUCCAUAUGCUUGUGGUAACAUGACCUUCUACAACAACACAGAACUCGGUGGUACUGAUAUUGGUUAA